Molecule: messenger RNA, 690 nt
Organism: Silurus meridionalis
Lineage: Eukaryota; Metazoa; Chordata; Actinopteri; Siluriformes; Siluridae
Product: transmembrane protein 272-like
Exons: 5
Coding region: 38-556 (172 amino acids)
Source: RefSeq, a predicted model, not a curated record
UCAUCACACGUUCAGGCAAAACUCUGAUAAGUGUGUGAUGGAGGAUCGGUCUCUGCUGCGGAAUAUAAGACAAACUCCUAAACCGAGUCUCCCAGUCCUGAUAAUCUCCAAACUGGUGGCGUUGGCGUUACCCAUCUCACAGCUCGUCAUUGGUGUGCUGUACCUGAAGGAAUGUCCCCGACAGCCCCUGGUCCCCGUCUACCUGCUCGUCUCAGGUGUGUUUGCGCUUGUCUUAGUCGUCUUGUCGUGUCUCCCUUGUGCUCAGGAGGAGGAGCAAGGGGGCGGAGCCAUCAACACCUUAUGUACUACCUGGAACUCCAUCGUCACAAUCUUUCUUUUUUGCUGGUUUAUUGCAGGUAACGUGUGGGUUUAUUCCAUCUAUGAGCCAAGUUACGACACACACACCCCGGAAUACCGCGAAGACACUCUACCUCUUCGCCUUCUGGACCAUCACCCUCGUCUACAUCAUCAUCGGUCUGAUCAUCACGGCUGGAACCUGCAUCAUGAUCUGCAUGUGUGUGUGCAGUCGAGCAGGAAUCUCCAGCAGCCUUAUUGAUGAUGUCUGAUACACACAACAUGUAACAUCGCACAUCAUACACACAACAUGUAACAUUGCACAUCAUACACACAACAUGUAACAUCGCACAUCAUACACACAACACGCAACAUCGCACACAUCAGACACACAAC